This is a messenger RNA of Nelumbo nucifera (sacred lotus), 531 nucleotides long. Lineage: Eukaryota; Viridiplantae; Streptophyta; Magnoliopsida; Proteales; Nelumbonaceae. The record is from RefSeq and is a predicted model, not a curated record.
AUGGCAACGCUUUUUCAUGACAUCAUACAUAGAGAAUUGAAGGUAUACGUGGAUGACAUAAUUGCCAAGUCCAAAAAGGUAGAGAAUCAUUUAAAGGACCUUAGGAAGCUCUUUGAAAGACUUAGGAAAUUCUGCCUUAAGUUAAAUCCCCAAAAAUGCAUAUUCGGGGCAUCAUCAGGUAUGCUGUUGGGCUUUAUCGUUAGUCAAAAAGGGAUUGAGAUUGACCCUGCUAAGGUUAAAGCAAUUAUUGGGAUAUCUCCUCCCCAAGCAGAAAAGGAAGUCAUAAGUUUUUUGGGAAGAUUGCAAUAUAUUCUUAGAUUCAUAGCGCAACUUACACCAAUAUGUGAGCCAAUUUUCAAGUUGCUAAAGAAGAAUACCUCGGUGAAAUGGAAUGAAGACUGUCAAGAAGCAUUUGACAAAAUUAAAGAGUACUUGACCAAUCCACCAGUAUUAGCUCCCCCUAGUCUUGGGGAACCCUUGCUUAUGUAUUUGUCAGUACAGGAAGAUUUUGUUGGAUGCAUACUGGGGUAA